Molecule: messenger RNA, 996 nt
Organism: Knipowitschia caucasica
Lineage: Eukaryota; Metazoa; Chordata; Actinopteri; Gobiiformes; Gobiidae
Source: the annotation of a GenBank genome assembly
AUGGUGGCAACAAAGGCCCACACAGGGAUGACCCAGUACAUGAAAGCGAAACCAACAAAGUGGGGCUUCAAACUCUUUGUCUUGGCAGACAGCUUCAAUGGCUACACUGUGGACUUUGUAAUCUACACAGGGAAGUCCCAGUUUUCCUCUGGUGUGGGGCUUGCCUACGAUUCUGUCAUGUCCCUUAUAAAGCCCUCAUUCCUGGGUAGUGGUUACCACCUGUAUGUUGACAAUUUCUACACGAGCCCAAAACUUUUCAUGGACCUAUAUAGUAUGGGCAUUGGUGCUUGUGGAACAUACAGCGAAAAUAGGAGAGGAUGUCCCCGCACCCAAAGUAAUGCCCUGGGUAAAAAAGACAAAAGGGGCACAAUAACGUGGAUCAGGGAGGGCCCAUUGGUGUUUGUGAAGUGGAUGGACUCGCGUGAAGUCUCCAUCUGCUCCACCAUCCAUCCUGCUUACACAGGUAAAACAGUGAGGCGGCGCUUCAAAGAAACCGUCGACAACUGGGUCACCAAAGACAUUCCCUGCCCACAGCCAAUCAUGGAUUACAAUAAGUACAUGGGAGGGGUUGAUCUGUCAGAUCAACUAAUUCAAUAUUACAGUGUUCACCACACCACCAAACGCUGGUACCGGACCCUAUUUUUCCACUUCAUGGACAUUGCAGCCACAAACGCUUACCUUUUGCACAAAGAGUUGAGCCAAGAAAAAGGGGACAAGCCAAUGACACACCGAGGCUUUUUAGAGGAGCUGACUGCCCAGCUCUGUGGUGUGUCAGUGAUGGUCCCUCCUGUAAAAGCCCCCGCACAACACUUGCCCGUGGCAAUAUCUGAACAGGAAGACCUGAAGAAGCGGGCAUCAUACGGGAGGAGAAGCUGUGCUCACUGCAGAGAGACUCGCCACAAAAGACAAGCUACCCCUUGGAAGUGCCUAGCCUGUGAUGUGGCUCUCUGCCUCAUAGCAGACAGAAACUGCUUCCAGGAAUGGCAUCAGGAGUAA